Cinara cedri is the source of this 14238-nucleotide messenger RNA. The record is from the annotation of a GenBank genome assembly. Lineage: Eukaryota; Metazoa; Arthropoda; Insecta; Hemiptera; Aphididae.
GGAUAAACCAAUUUUAUUACUAAACUCAAAAUAUAAUUCAAUAGUUAUUACUAUACAUACUUGAUAUAAUAAAAUACAUAAAUUAUAAAUUAAACAUACAACAAAGAUUUAUAUGAUACAUCUCAUACAUAAUAUAUAGAUUGGAUUUAAAGUAUAAUUUUGAUGAUGCCAACACUUGAUGGACACAUAAUAUAAUGGAUGUCAGAUUUGUUAAACAAAUUGGCUUUUGGUUACUGUCGGUCUACCUAAGGAUUAAAACAAAUUCGCCAAAAUAGGUGAGUAAAAUGCUGAUUUAAACAACUGAAUAAAAUUGAAAAUUUAUAAAAGAAAAGAAAAUUUAUUUAAGAGGGCGUGGUACCACUUGUAAUUCUAAUGAAAAAAUUGUUAUACUUGAGCAAAGACUAUUUAACUUCUUAGUUUAGAAACCAAAUCUUCAUCAUAAAAAUAGAACUUAUGAGAUCACUGUGUAUUAUUGAUUUGGUUUUUUCUGUAAAUAAUAAAAAAAUGUAGUUUGUUCUAAAGACUGUUAAUUUAAAGUUUAAUUUGAAUUACAUAUUUAAUAGUAAUGAUAUUAAACAACAACCUAACAAUACACAGUGCAAAUUCUAAUACUUUUAUGGUUAAAAUUUGAUUGAUCAAUUCAGUCUGUAUUUGAAUAUUUUUCAUCUUGACAAUUUUGAGAAUAUUUAUAAGCAACUCUUUAAAUGCGGGAGGUAGAAUAUUCUCUUAAUAGUUGAAUAAAUUUGUUGAUGUAUAUUUAUAAAUUAGCAAAAAUAAUAGAAUAAAUAAUAUUUUUCUUUUAGAAUAAUCAUUUGGAUUGACAUUUGACACGCAGAGGAAAAAAAUAAUUAUAGUAUAACCAUUAGAUUCUUUAAAAAAAUAAUAAUCAAUUACUAGGUAGGUUAAAAUAAUACUUAUCAUGCAAAAUAUGUUCACAAUUAACACACAGGAACAGAUUACAGAUUAAAAAUCCCGGUGUUUAAUUGCUGCUUUUAUGUUGUUGGAAGUUAGUAACAAUGAUCUAACUGUAAUCGUUAAGUUGUUCCUUAAUCACUAUUACCGAUAACCAAACGUUGACGUGGUAUCUUAGUUAAUAUCACUAUCGUGGUUAAUAGUAGUAAAUGAUAUCGAAUUAGUGAUAUAGAAUUUAUAUGAUAGUGUUUUGGCCAAAAUAUUAAAUUCCCGGAUCAGCCAGAUAGUAUGUGAAAGGUUAUUGUAUUCUAAGGUCAAGGUUUCAUAGUAAUGACCUCAUGAUCGACUAAUUUUCUUACGUGGUAAAACUAGUAUGGAAAGUAUUAACAACGAUAAAAUACAGAAGAUACUUGUGACACCUGGUAUUGGUGGUCAGCCUACUUUCUCCAGUGGAUCAAAAGUAAGUCAAAAUAGAAAAGAAAUCCUUUUCCUGAUUCGAGUUCUAUGAAGUAUCUAUACUAUGUAAUUAUUAAUUUUUUGUAGGUAUCAUUUCAUUUUAUAACCCGUAUUGCCAGUAACAAUGUUGUGGUAGACAAUAGUUACUUAUGGCCCAAGCACAUGGAAAUAGUUUUAGGAAAGAAAUUCAAAUUGGAAGUCUGGGAAAUUAUUAUAAAGUCAAUGUGUAAAGGAGAAAUUUCUAAAUUUAUUGUCAACAAGUGUGUAAGUAUGCCUACCUUUUCAAUAAUUAUUUUCAUUAUUUUUACAACAAUUUGUUGAUAUUAUUGAUAUAUAUAUAUAUAUAUAUAUAUCAAUAUAUAUUAGGGUGGUGCUUAUUUUUGAAAUAAUUUUGUGACGCAGGCUCAAAAUUCUGUUAGUUACAUUGUAAAAAUAAUUUUUGUAAAUUUUAGAUAAUCUUGAAUUUUCUAUUACAAAUCUACCAACUUUUAAAUUUUUCCCAUAUAAUGGUUUCAAAAUAAAGUUUCACUGAAAUGUUAAAGAGAGCUAUUUUGUAAGAAAUAUUUUUUAUUACAAUAAUGUUUUUGAUACAUUUUUUGUAUGUUCAAAAUUCAAAAAAAAAUUAACAUAAGAACUAGAACUUUUUUACUAACUUCAAUCCCAUUGGACUUGAAGGGGUUGACUAAUCAUAUCUAAAAUUUACAAAAAUUAUUUUUACAAUGUACUUAACAAAAUUCAAAUAUUUGACUUUUAUUUUCAAAACCUAUAGGUUAAGGACCAUCUAAAUAUAUAUUUAGGUAAAUGGUUUAGAAUUAUAUCAUGUAGUAUUAAGGUUAUUUUUAGUUAAUAAUUUAGUUUAUUAUUUUUAUUUUUUUGGUGAUAUUUGUAAAAUAAUUUUUAAUUUAACAUGGUCAUAAAAUAAUAAUAACAAAUAUAUACAUACAUAAAAUAAUACAUUUUUUUAACUGUACAAUAAUUAUUUAGCUCUUAAUAUAACCAUUAAAAUGAUUUAACAAUUUGAAUAAUUGAUAGAAGUGAUGUUUCAUAAUUUAUAUGUGGAUUGUAUUUUAUCUUUUUAACUAGAUGUAUUUAUGUUUUUGGCAUGCUAAAACUAAUAAUUAUGUACUUUACUUGAUUAUUAAUUAAGAUUACUUUUUAUAAUAUUAAUCAUUAUUAUACUUUUAAAAUAUUUGUAUUUUUCUAAAUCGGAUUAAUCAAAAAAUUUGACUCGAUAAAAACAUAUGAUUAUGAUUUUUAGUUUUAAAAUAAUAAAGUGUAAGUGUGAUAUAUUUUAGAUAUCAAAAUCCGAACCUAAAUUUAUAUUUAUCUGUAUAAUCAUAUUACUCAAAUUAUUCAAAUUAUAAUUGCACCUUGAUAUAUUAUAUGCCUAUAUAUAGGUUAGGAAAACUAAUUAGAAAACUUAAAUUUGUCUUUUCUAGACACGGUAAAAUUUUCAACAAAUUUAAGCCAUUUUUGAGAUAUUUAUAGACAUUUUAAUUUUGCGAGUUUGGUAUAUAAUUUUUGUUUGGUAAGUACUCUGUAGUAAAAUUAUUAGACUUAAAAAAAAAAUGCUUGAAAAUUUAACAAGAGGUUCAUUAAAUCUUAUUUUGUAAUAAAAAUAAAAAAUUGAAUUUAAUGUAGUAUUUGCUUUUAAAAAGGAAUUUUAAUACUAGAUUUUUUUUUUUUUAUAUUACACUUGAGCAGGGUUUAUAAGUAAUAGACCUAAAAAUUAAAGGUACUGGUUUGUUAUUGUCCUCCCCAAUCGCCCCAACAAUAUAUUGCUUCAUAACCCAGGUCUGUUAUAACCUUGCAACCAUUAUUAAUUUAUAAUACUAAUAGAUUGAAAUAUAAUUUCAAAUAAGCUAUUAUCUGUUCAUAGAGAACAAGAAAAAAACAUACUAUACGGGUAUUGUUUAAUUUUAUCAUACAAUUUACGUAUCUUAAUGAUUUAAGAUUUAUCAUCAUUUUUAUUAAUUAAAUAUAAAUACCUUAUAUAAUAACAAACUUGAGUGAUAGGCUAUCGGUUUUUCAGACUGACGAAAGGGGUAAUAAAAAAUUAGUACUAAAUUAGAAAUUCAACUUCUUAAUUUCAAAAUUUAUAUUAACAAUUUUGAUGCUUUACUAAUUUUGAUAUUUAAUGAUUACUUAUGUGGUACAAAUUUAAAAAUUAUAAAAGUUUCAAUGUAUAAUUAUUUAAUUACUCAAGUUUUGUUAAGUUUUAAUUUAUUUAUUCCAGGAUCUGUACAUUUUUUGUAUACGAAAAUACUAUAUUUAACUAGGAUAGUAAAAAUAUGACCAAAUAUACAAAUACACCAAAAUACAAUUUUUUUUAAAUAGGAGUACUCAAAUUAAUACUUUUUCCACAUUAAAAAGUUUGAAUUUUUGAAUAUCUAAACUUUAAAAUGUAAUUAUGUUUAUUCAGGGUUAUGUAUUGCGAAUAAUUUGGUUUUAGGUUUUUAAAUCUCUGAUAAUUUUAAUAUAAUUAAUGAAAGUUUGGUCUAAACUUUUGUCGAGUUAUCUUCAACAGAUAAUUUUAAUAAGUUAAUCUUGAACAAUUAAUUUACAUAUGCUUUGUUUAAAUGUGUUUACUAUUUUUAGAAAAAUCAAUUUAAAAACAAGCUAUAAUUGCUUCUACAUUUUGAACAGUUUUGACAGUUCUGGAAGUUAUCUUACUUGUAGACCGUGCUUCUUUUCUUUACUUUUCUAUCAAAAGUAGACUCUGUAUUAUGUAACAUAAAAUACAACAUAUAUUAUUUAUAAUCAUAUAAAUCAUAUAAAUCAGUCGAAUUGUUUAUUAUAUAACCUAGGUUGUGACCAUAGUUCAUAUUUCAUAAACUGAGUUAUAAUAUAUAAUUCUGUUACAACUAUUAAAUAUUAUUUUCAUAUUAUACAAUUUAUAAUUUGUUUUAUUAUUAAAUAUAAAUCAUCUUUAAAAUUUAAAUUAUUUCCUUGAAAUAAAUUACACCAAUUUAAAUUUCCAACUUUUUUUAAAAAUAAUGUUUUUAUAUUUGGUACCCAUUAUUCAACACUGAAUAUUUGAAAUUUAGCAAAAUAAUCAAACAUUUUUUUUCUUGAUCUAGUCAAUUCUUUUUAAUUGAAUUAAUCUUGUUAAUGUAAACAAACCUUUUAAAUAAAAUGUGUGAAUAAUACAUAUAAUGAAAAUAUUUAAAAUUAUUUCAGUGAAAUGCUACAAUUAAUAGAAAAUGAGUUUCUUCAGACAAGCUUUUCAUAUUGUAUAUAGUUUCUCUCCCUUUUCUUAGCACUAGUAUUUAAGGUGUGUUGCAUUAUUUCAAUAGUCUAGAGGUCAAAGACUGAUAUUUUAUAGAUAUUUAUGAAGAUGGAAGUGUAGAAUGUAUUUAAAUCAUAAAAUAAAAUUAUACUGAGUAGUGCUUGGUUAAAUAUGUUUAACUAAAUUUAAAUUUUAUUCAUUUCUGACUGAAAUAAUUUUCAACUUUUCAUGUUUUUAAUUUAUUUGAACCUAUAACACUUAUAAAAUUAUGACAUAGCUCAUAAUUCUGGUUUUUGUCAGUUAGAACAAUUUAAUAACGUAUUAUUUAAUAGGUAAACCAUUAUUACAAUUAUAAUCCAACAUUGUUUAUAGUAAAUAAUUAUACUGACAAUACUUAAAAUAAGUAUGUUUAGAAAAAUAUUUAUCUCAAAGUUUAUCCUAAGGUUAUCAGAGUCAGAGGUUAUUUGGUAAUGAUUUUGAUUAAUAUUCAUUGAUGAGUAAGUAGCACAAAUUCUAUUAUAAUUGGGUUAUGUAAUAUACUAAUACACAAUAAUAUAAAUUUAUUAAAUUAUUUUUAAUUUAAAAAUAAAUUUAGGUACCUGCUUUUGGUAUACUUUCUUUUAUUUAUUUUAUCAGUUUACUAUCAAUAUUUAUAUUCGUACCUUCAUAAGAUAAUAGUUAACAAGUUCACUGUUAGUAAAUAAAUAAUUUUUUUUAAAAUUACUCUUUGCACACUUACUAUUUUAUUUACAUGUUAUUAUAUAAUACACAAAUAAUAAUAAAUUUUAAAAAUGUGAAUACCAUGCUUGUUUAACUAACUAAAAAGUUAAAUAGAAAUAUUUUAUAAAGUUUAUACAAUGAUAACAUUGAAAUUUAAUAUGAGUGUAGUAAAUGAUAAUAUACAUUAAUUUAAGAAUGGAGCACUUUUUACAUAUUGAAGGAGUCCUUUUCAUACAUUAACUUGUACUAAGGACUCCAUGCCCGAUUGUUAUUCUUUUUCCAUGGUUUUUAUUUUAUAUUUUAUCAAAAACAUUACAUGCUUUAAAUAUAUGUGUGUUAUUAUUUACUAUAUUCUUAUUCAAUUGCGAUAUUGUAUAUAAACGAGAAAAUAUUUUUAUUAACAUUAUCUGCAGAAAAUAUGAACACAGAUUAUUUAUAAUAGAAGAUAUAUAAAUAAAAUAUUUAUGAUGAAUUUUAUAUAAUUUUACAAUUUUAUCCUAACAGCCAUACAUAGUGAAAAUCAUUUCUCAACCACCUUUGAAAUAAGGGGUGUAUAUAGAAAAUCGUAUUAUUGAUUAUUUUAUUGUUAUCGAAAAUAUCAUUGCAUGCAAAAUUUCUAUUUGGUCAGAUCCCUGGGAGUAGGCUAAAAAUAGAUCACAAGUUUUAAACUCUUUUUUUUCACAUCUUGUGAAUAAGUUAAUAUAAAAUAUAUAUGGUACAUAUGAUUUUUUUUUUUUUUUUGAAUAUUUGUUGAAAAAUAAUUAACCAAUGGCAAUUAAUAAAGAAAAAUAUUCUAUUAAUUAUUAUAAUUUCAUCUACAUUUUCAAUGUUAAUAUUUAGAUUGAAUCCUAAUACUAGAUAGAUAUUUAAAUGUAUUAUUCAACUUGUUAUAUUCUCUGCAAUGUUUAUGAUAUUUUAGAUUUAUUGUUUAAGCUUUAAUAUAUUGAAAGUCUCUAUUAAGAAUUGAUAGUUAGGUUUGGUUUUUUAUGUUACAAAUAUAUUGCUGUACAUAAUUUGACAAAAAAAAAAAAUUAUACUUAACCAAUAAUCUAAACAUAUUGUUGAAACUCAGUUAAAUUAUUAUUUACAUUAUUAAAUUUAAAUUAUAUUCAAUUUUUAAAUGUUCGAAAUUUAUUUAAAUAUUUUGAUCAAUAAAUUUGAACACUGUAAAAAUAAUAAAUUCUGGAUCAGUAAUCAUCAGAUAAUUUGGUAAAUUAUUAAAAUUAUCAAUAGUUUUUAUAACUAGCAAUAUCAAAUUAUUAUUUAAUUUAAAGCAAAAAAAAAAUUUAUAAAAUGUUAGAAAAGUAUGUAGAACUAUGUAGAAAAACUUUGUGUUUAUUAUUAGAAAAAAUUAACAUAUGUAUAGAUAACAAUAUAUUUUUAAUUAAAUUUUGAAAACAAUUUUAAAUUGUUGUUAUAAAUUAAUAAUUUUGUCUAUUUUAAAAAAUAAUGUUAUCAAAUUUGUUUUUAAUAUUAUUUUCGAUAAUAAGAAUUGGAUAAUUAACAGUGAACCCUGAGAAAUAUAAUAAUAAAUAUUACAUGUAACCAGUGUCCCUUCUUCCUCUGUAACAUUCUGUUCAUAUCUGUGUUUGUAAUUUGACUUAUUUUCGCUAUUUUAAUUUUAAAACGAUAUAAAAUUAAUUUUAAAUUCAAAUAUUUCAUGUACUCAUACUUUGCUUAAAAAUUUGAAUAUCAAGAAAAAAAAUGUUUUGUUUUUAUAUUAAUGAUUAUAAUUAGAUAAAACGUUUUUACCUUUAAAUUUAAUAGUAUGCCCAUUCACUCUAAUAUUAAAACUAACAGCACAUAAUCAAUUUACUGAAUGAAAAGUUGAUAUUAUCCAAUUGUCAGUAUUAGCCAUAAUAUCUAUACAUAUAUAACAGAAACAAUACACUAAUAAAGUUUUUCAUGUAAUAUAUUAUGAUGCAUAUCUUUCUAUUUUUAAAUUGUUAACCUAUUAUGUAAAACAAUGUUGUCAUAUAGUUUUUUAAUUGAUAGCUUUUACUUUAAAUUCUGAUGAAAACCAGGAAAUUUAUUUUAUAAUAUGUUUUAUUAGUUAUGUAUCUAUGAAUUAUUUAUAUAUAUAUAUAUUAUCUAUAUAUGUUACUGUGAAUGUCCGCAGUUGGUGAAUGUUGAAAAAUUAAAAAAAUGUAAAUAUUUACUAGUGAAUGUUAACAUUUACAUCAGGAUUUUGGUCAGUGUUGACAUACGUAUUUGCACAUAAAAUAUAGAGACUAUAAACUAUAUUUUACUAUUAUUAUAGAAUAUAACAUAUAGAUUAUUUACCAUACAAACAUUUGAAUUACUUAUUAAUUAUUUUAUUACUUAUUGCAACAUGAACUGUCAUGACAAUUUGUGUUACAUAAAAUUCCAACAUUUUUACAACCACAUUUUUUUGUGGUACACUUUGUUUUGCAAUUACAUCACUUUUCCUUGCCUACCAAUAUUGACAAAUUCAAUGUAGAAACUUGCUUUAAGGAAAUUUUUUGAUCCCUUAAUACAUCAGUGAUUGAUAUUAAAUUAUCUUUACAUAGGUACCAAAAACUGACUUCUGGUGUAAUUGAUUUACAACACUAUUUUUGGUAGCUAAUUUAUAAAAUCAUUAUCUACUAUAUCUAGUACUAUGACUAAAAUAUUUUGAGAAUCCAUUUUACUGUGAUCAACAUCUGGAACUCGAAUAUGAACAGUUUCCCCAACUUUAGCCAGAAGAAACUUGUUUUAAAUAAAAUAUUUAUACAAUUAUUAAUAAUUUGUUAAUUACCUAUACUAUUGCAUAGGCUUAUCUGCAAAACAAUAUUGGCAUUACCAACAUUCACCAAAAUCGUUACAUAAAUAUCGAUAUUCACUACUGAAUGUUUACAAAUAGAACCAAAUUUAAUCAAUAUGCCGACAUUUACCAAUGACUUUAGUGUAUGUCGACAUUAACUGGUGACUGUCAACAUUCAUCAACUGCGGACAUUCACAGUAACAUAUAUAAUAUGUAUGGACUAUUAAGAAUUAUGUGAAUGAGUGCUUUUAAGGUUUUUAUUUUCAAAUAGUUAUAAAUAUUGAAAAUUCUAUAAUUAGAUAAAGUUUUAGUUGAAAUUAAUUUGGGUGUUGAUAUUUUGAAUUUCCUUAAACCCGUUGUCAAAGUAUGUCACUUAUAUUUUGGUAAUUUUGCAGAUAAUGAGAGUAAUAAUAAUAGUGAAGCAUCUGUGUUUAGUUGUGAAAUUUAUGAAAAUAUAUAGUAUAAACAAUUAUAUAUAAAAAUUAAUCAUCUUAAUAGGUUAUUGAUAUUCUUGAAAUAAUGUGUAUUAUAAUUGCUACAUUUUGUUUUAAAUAUUUGUAUAAAUCAACUUCAGUGUAGCCGCAGCUUAAUUGUAGAAUUUAUUAUUAUAAUCUCAUCAUUCUCAUCUACUCAUUGUGAUUCAUUUUUUCUUGCAUUUUCCAACUGAAGUUCAAACAGUGCGCAGCUUAUUACUAUAAUGAAUUUCCUAUUACUGUAAAAUCAACAUCUGAACUUAUCAACUAAAAAGUCAAGUAUGUUUCAAUAAUAACUACAUUUAUAUACCUAUAAUUAAUACAAUUUGAAUGCAUUUAAUGAAGUUAUUUAGUUAGAUCUCGCCUUAAUUGAUUUAAAUUAUUCUCCAUGCAUAAUACAAAUUAUUUUAAAUACCUACUGUUUUUAUACUAAUUUUAAUAUAACAUAAAUAGUAUUGUGUAUAAUUUGAUUUUUAAAUUGAUAUUUAAUUUACAAUUGUAAAGCAUACAAAUAAAAAAUAAAAAAUCUAUUUUUCAUAAAUAUAAGUAAUACAUAUCAUAUAAAACUGAAAAUAAAUAUUAAUUUUUGUUACAUUAGCAGCUUAUAUUCAAAUUUUUAAAAUUAAUUCCUAUGCAUUAUGUAUGCUUAAUCUCUAUAUUUUAUUUAGGUUAUAAUUAAUUUCUCUAAAUAUAUCUAAAUUAAAUUAAAUUAUAGUAAUUAUAUUUGUUAUAAAUAUUUUAACUCAAUAUUUCCCCAUUAAUUUUGAUAUAUCUAUAUCAUAUAAGUUUAAAAUUGAAGUUAGUUUACCAGUGAAUAGUAUUAACAUAUAUUUAAUGUAUUGUGAUCAUAUUUUGUUAUUGAAAUGAAUUAUCAAUACUGGUUUUAUAAAAUAUACACUAAGGUCAUAUCUAAAAAUAUAAAUUUGUGUUUAACACGUAAAAAGAAAAUAUUCCAAGUAUUGUUUGUACAUACUCUGUACUGAUUAUUUUAAACAUUAAAAACACCUAGAAUUUUUUUUUUAAUAUCGAAAUUCAAUUUUAUUUAAUAGUUGUCAAAUAUAUGUGUUAACUAUUAAAGUUUUUUUUAAAUUGUUUUCUUUUAAAUAAGUGACCAGUGUUAGUAGUGAUAUUAUUAAAGUUUUUUGUUUUUUUGUUUUGUUUUAAACAACAGGUAAAUUAAGAUUCCAAACAAUUUAUUUUUAUCAUGGAUCAUUGGCCAAAAGAUGUUGGAAUACGUGCUAUUCAUUUUGUCAUACCAUCAAUGUAUGUUGAUCAAACCGAUUUGGAACAUUAUGAUCAAGUAUCCGAAGGAAAAUAUACAAUUGGUUUGGGUCAAAAACAAAUGGGAUUUUGUACUGACUUGGAAGAUAUUAAUUCAUUAUGUCUGACUGCAGUUAGUCAACUAAUUGAGAAUAAUAAUAUUAAUUAUUCAGACAUAGGUCGCUUAGAAGUUGGUACUGAAACCAUUAUUGAUAAGUCAAAAAGUGUAAAAACAGUUUUAAUGAAACUGUUUGAGCCUAGUGGAAAUUUUCAAGUUGAAGGUAUUGAUACAACAAAUGCUUGUUAUGGAGGAACAGCAGCACUGUUCAAUGCAUUAUCUUGGGUCGAAUCUAGUGCUUGGGAUGGAAGACUAGCCAUUGUAGUUGCAGCUGAUAUUGCUAUUUAUGCAAAAGGUAAUGCUCGUCCAACUGGCGGAGCAGGUGCUGUUGCAAUGUUAAUUGGUCCAAAUGCUUCAUUAGUAAUUGAAAGAGGUCUUCGGGGUACGUAUAUGAAUCAUGCAUAUGAUUUCUUCAAACCUGAUCUAACAUCAGAAUAUCCAGUGGUUGAUGGGAAACUAUCCAUUCAGUGUUAUUUGAAUGCUUUGGAUCAAUGCUAUAAAUCAUAUUUAAGCAAAUGUCCUGACAAUUUUAAUUUGAACAAAUUUGAUUCAUUUAUAUUUCAUACGCCAUACUGUAAAUUAGUGCAAAAAUCAUUAGCAAGAUUGUAUUUAAAUGAUUUUAUAAACAGUAAAAUAAAAGAUUAUGAUUAUCCUUGUCUAGAACAAUAUAAGGACAUACAAUUAGUGGAUACUUAUUUUGAUCGAGAAAUCGAAAAAGUAUUUAUGGAACGCAGCAAAAGUAUUUUUGAAAAAAUGACUAAACCAUCAUUAUUACUAGCAUCUCGUGUUGGUAAUAUGUAUACUCCAUCAGUAUACAGUGGAUUAGCUUCCUAUUUAGUGUCUCUACCCUCGGAAAAUUUACCAGGAAAAAAAAUAGGUGUUUUUUCCUAUGGAUCAGGUUUGGCAUCAUCAAUGUACUCAAUCAAAAUUAUAGAUAAUGGGCUACCUACUUUGAUUAGCAAUUUAAAAAAAAGUAUUGAUAAUUUAGAAAAACGAAUUCGUGUUACACCCGAACAAUUUACAGAAGUGUUAGAAAUCAGACAAAAAUCGUUGCACCAAGCUCCUUAUGUACCAGUUAGCAGUAAAGAUUAUUUGUUUCCGGGUACAUGGUACUUAUCUAAUGUUGAUGAAUUACAUAGAAGAUAUUACGAAAAAAAAGAAUAAAAUAACAAUAAAUUGUGAAAAUAUUCAAAUAAUUUAUUAUAGUAAAUGUUUAUUAUUUUUUAUAGUCAAUAAAUAGGUAAAUUAUGAAUUAUGUAUAGAAAUAGUUAUUAGUCAAAGUAUUUAUUUUUUUUUUUUUAUUAUUAUUAUUAUUUUUUUUAACUGCUACUAGAUUUUAAGUAUAAUGUUUAUACUAUUUUCAAGGUUACAAUAGUUUAUAUUUGUUAUUAAAUAUUAACUUAGUUAUAUACUUACACACACAUACACACAUAUAUUAUUUAAAAAUUAUUAUUGUAUAUUAAUAUUAUAUUUGGUGUGGAUUUUUAUUGACAAUAAUUGUAUUAUUAGUAAAUUAUAAUUUAAAUGGUGCUGUUUGUUCAUUUUUUAAAUUUAUUUAUGGUCAUGAAAAUAUUUAUAUUUUAUUUAAAUUGUAUUAUAUUAAGUAAGUUAUUUUAAAUUAUUUCUAAGGUAUUAUCAUAGAUUACUCAUAAUUAAUAUUAUGGGUAUACUGAAUCAAAAUUGAAAUCAAAUUGAUUAUAAAUGCAAAAUAAUUAGUUAAAAUAAAAAUUUAAUUUUAAAUUGUUAUGCUGUUGUUUUUAUCCUUAAAAUAAUUCUUACAGCAAUUCAAUUAAUACUAAAAUUUAAUUUAUGUGAAAUAUAUCUACAGGGUGAUCAAUCCUUGAUAAUACACUUAUUAUCUCGAAAAGUAUUAAUUAUAUUUGGAAAAUUUUAGAAAUAAAUUGCUCUUAAAUUUCUCAUUAUUUUUUAUGAUCAGAUAUUUAUGUAUAAUAUACAUGCAUUUUUUUCUUAUCUGAUGAAGCUUUACUUAAAAUACAUUUUGACGUUGAAUUUUUUAAUUUACGUCAAUCCAUUGACUAGAUAUUCCACAAUGAAGUUUAGGUAAGGAGAAAAUAGUGAGCAUUAUUUCUGUAGAGUGCGGCUUUUGAAUAGUACUACAUUAAUCUCCUAUCAAAAUUAAAAAGUGGAUUAUCUUGUCAGUAAGUUGAUAGAAAUUAAAAAUUUAACUUAUUUAUUGAAUUUUUAAUAUAGGUUGUCACUUAAUAAUUAAAAUUAGGUAGUUGUUUCACCCCCAAAAAUAAGGGUGACAAAAAAUAAUGGUGAUAUAAAAUUUUAGAGCUACCUGUUUCUUUUCAUGGAUUGAUUACUUUGUACACAACAAAAUAGUACAAGAUCAAUUUUUCCAUAUUAUUUCAUUAUAUAAUUAAAUAAAAAGAACUAGAAUGUCAAUAUUAAUAAUGAAAAAUGUUAAAAUGGUUUUGAACAAAUAUUAAAUUAACAACUAUGUUUUAAAUAUUGAGAAAUUUCAUUUAAUCAAUGGAGAAAUACAUUUUUUUACAAAGCAAAUUUUGUACUAGAGAACUUAAUUUUUACAGUUAAAUUCAGUUACUAAAUAUUUUUUACAGUUGAUAGGAUCUUAUCCAUUCAUUUCUAAGACAUUACGUGAUGCUGGUCGUACGUCCACUCCAAGUACAAGUCAUUGUUGCACAGCUCAACUUCAAAAAAAUGGUACUGGAUACGAUGACCUCAACAAUUUACUAGCAGAACCAACAGAUUUGGAAUUUACCAUAGGUUUUUUAAUAAUUUAAUUUCAAAUAAAAAUACCAUUUUAAAUAUUGUUUGUUUUUAUAAAGAAUUGUUAAAAAUUGAGGAACCAGGUACAUUCGAAAAAGAAACGUGGCUACUUGAUGAGAAUGAAAAGCGUAAUACAAUUCCCGAACUCAAAGAAGCCGGCAAUGAAUUUUAUCAUAAAGGCAUGUAUAAAGAAGCCGAAGAAAAAUACAUGUUGGCCCUUGGUUUCUUGGAACAAAUUAUGAUUAAGUAAGUAAUUGAUCAAAAUAAAAUACUUGGUUUUGUACAUUUUACUAUCAUAUAUCACUAUUAUUGCAUUACUUUCAUUAUUUAAGACUAAAACCUCGUGAAAAGGAGUGGAAUGAAUUGAAUAACAUAAAAACUCCAUUAUUAUUAAAUUUGGCUCAAUGCAAGCUUAUUUCUAAGGAAUAUUAUCAGGUUAUUGAACAUUGCACAUCAAUUUUAGAUGAUAAUCCUGGUAAGAUUAGAGUUUACUCAUUAUUUGUUUUAAUUAUUAUAAAUUAAAUUACUUUUUUUUUACUAGAUAAUGUAAAAGCAUUGUUUAGACGAGGAAAAGCAAAUAUAUCAGUGUGGAAAAUGAAUGAAGCCAGAGAAGAUUUAAAACGACUUUCAAGUUUGGAUCCCAGUAUGCAAGUUUCAGUUAAUAGAUUACUUUGUCAAAUAAAUGAAGCAGUUAAGAAAAAAGAUGAUGAAGAUAGACAAAAACUAAGAGGAAAAUUGUUCUGAAAAUUACCAAAAACAUUAUAUUCAAUUUGCGUUAUAUAUUGGUACAUACAAAAUGUAUUACCUAUUUCAUUUGAUUAGAUGCAACACCUUAACUUUUUAUUUCUACAUACAUAAUAUUAUAAAGAAUUUAUACAAACUAUCAUUUCUAAAUAAACAUAAAAAUGCUUGGAAUAAAAACAAAGGUUACAAUAUAACAUAACAACCUCUUAGAAUUGUCUAAAAUAAUUUUACUUUAUAUAUAUCUUUAAAAUCUAAAUCUAAAAAAACUAUAACUUGAAAACAAAAUUUAAUUUUAGAUAAUAAACUCUAAAUUUAAACAUAUUAUCUCAAUUUGUAUAGGUGUCUUAUUUAGGGUGAAAAUAUGAUAGCGCUCCAAAUUGCAAUAAUGUAUUGCUAACAAAUUAAUAUUUUAUUUUAACUUCUAAAAUUAAAAUACUGAGACUACUCAUGGGGGAGCCCAGGAGUCUCAUCCAAGUACAACAUAAUUAAUAACAUUAUAAAAACUUAAUCUAUUUAAACGAAAACUUUUAUGAAUUAUGCAUACUUACAUUUUCAGUUAUAUUUAAUUAAUAAUAUGUUAGUCAAUAUUAAUUACCUUUUUAGUAUAGUUAAGCAACAAAAAAAAAGCUAUACCUAAAAAUAUAAUCUUGUUAUUAGAGAGGUAAAUUUUUAAAAAUAUAUGAAAAUAACAUUGCAGAAAUAAAAACCUUAUCUGUAACUAUGAUUAAAAACUGGUUUAACAUUAUUGUGUAAAUUGUACAUGACAAUUUUGUAUAUAUUUCUUUUUUCCUGGUGUUGUAUGAAAAUA